Messenger RNA from Hyphopichia burtonii NRRL Y-1933, 1626 nucleotides. Its product is annotated as MFS general substrate transporter. The record is from RefSeq and is a predicted model, not a curated record. Bases 1 to 1626 code for a protein of 541 amino acids. Gene Ontology annotation, cellular component: membrane. The transcript has a single exon. Gene Ontology annotation, biological process: transmembrane transport. Gene Ontology annotation, molecular function: transmembrane transporter activity. NCBI's taxonomy places the organism in Eukaryota, Fungi, Ascomycota, Pichiomycetes, Serinales, Debaryomycetaceae.
AUGGCAGGUCAAUGGUUACCUUCAAAGGAUAAGGCAGCCAAUAUCGAUAUAACUGACAAAGAAGUUGACGCUGAGUCGCUUUCUUCAUAUAACAGCCAUGUAUUCCAAGACCCGGUUGUUUGUGAAUAUUAUAAAGAUUUAUACGAAAAGACGAAUUAUGAAUGUCGUCAUCAUUUUGAUCCUGAAAUAACUUGGACUUUAGAAGAAGAGAAGAAAAUCUUAUGGAUCAAUGACUGGAGGGUUACUUUUUGGGCAUUUAUCAUGUUUACUGGUUUAAACUUGGAUAGAUAUAAUAUUAAGCAAGCUGUUUCCGAUUCUAUGUUGGAUGAUUUGAAUUUAACGACUGAUGAUUAUAAUUUAGGUAACACUAUUAAUUUAGUUUGUUUUUUAGCUGCUGAAUUACCUUCACAAUUGAUUUCUAAAAAAUUGGGUGCUGAUAUUUGGAUUCCAACCCAAGUCUGUAUUUGGUCAAUUGUUUCUUUAACUCAAUUUUGGAUAAAGUCUAAGGCUGGCUUCUUAGUUACCAGAGCUUUGGUUGGUGCUUUUGAAGGGGGUUUUAUUUGUGAUAUGGUUUUAUUCAUGUCUUAUUUCUAUACUGGUGCAGAAUUACCUUGGAGACUUUCAUUAUUCUAUAUUUCGAAUCCUUUAACUUCAGUUAUUUCUGCUUUAUUGGCUGCUGCUCUACUUUUAAUUAAAACUAAAGCUGUUCCUGAAGGGUGGAGAUUUAUGUUUUUAAUCGAAGGUCUUAUAACUUUGUGUGUUGGUAUUUUAUCUUAUUUCAUGAUGCCUGCUUCUGCUGUGGAAACUAAAAAAUGGUAUAGAAAAAAUGGUUGGUAUACUGAUCGUCAAGAAAAGAUCUUGGUUAAUAAAGUUUUGAGAGAUGAUCCUAAUAAAGGUGAUAUGAAUAAUAGACAGCCAGUUACUUUGAAAGAAUUGGGUAAAGCAUUAUUUGAUAUUGAUUUAUUCCCAAUUUAUGUCGUUAGAUUUUUAGGAGAUAUUGGUUCUUCUCCAGUUUCCACUUAUUUGACAUUAACUUUGAAAAAUUUAGGGUUUUCAACGGUGGUUACAAAUUUAUUAUCAAUUCCUUUUAAUUUUAUUUCAAUUAUUACUAUGAUGUUUACCGGCUGGCUAUCCGAGAGAAUAAAUGAUCGUGCUUUAGUGAUUGCAACCACUCCUCUUUGGGUAGCUAUUUGUACUUUGGUAUUAAGAUUUUGGCCCGAUGCCCAGGUUAAUGUUUGGGGUACCUAUGCUUUGUUAACUGUUUUGUUAGGUCAUGCUGCUAUUUGGCCUCUUACAAUUACUUGGUGUUCUUCAAAUAGUAAUUCUGUUCGUAGUAGAGCCGUUUCUUCUGCUGUUGUCAACAUUUUCUCUCAGGCUGCUGGUAUUGUUAGUGCAAACAUUUAUAGAGAUGACGAUAAACCUUUAUACAAACGUGGUAAUACUGAUUUAAUCAUUGUUGCAUUUGCUGCUAUUGCAGCUUGUGUUUUAGCAAGAUUUUAUUUCAUUUUCAGAAAUAAAUAUAAUGAAAAAAGGUGGAACGCCUUAACGGUGGAAGAACAAGAGAAAUACCUUGAAACAACUACGGAUGAAGGUAAUAAGAAGAUUAACUUUAAGUUUGUAUAUUGA